Messenger RNA from Amphibalanus amphitrite, 1793 nucleotides. RefSeq names its product UDP-galactose translocator-like (gene Ugalt). Bases 13 to 1110 code for a protein of 365 amino acids. Gene Ontology annotation, biological process: pyrimidine nucleotide-sugar transmembrane transport. Gene Ontology annotation, cellular component: Golgi membrane. The record is from RefSeq and is a predicted model, not a curated record. The transcript is spliced from 2 exons. NCBI's taxonomy places the organism in Eukaryota, Metazoa, Arthropoda, Thecostraca, Balanomorpha, Balanidae. Gene Ontology annotation, molecular function: UDP-galactose transmembrane transporter activity.
CUUUUCUGAGUAAUGACUGAGUUGCCAUUUUGUCCAAUGGUAAAACUCACUCUAAAUCCGCGUACUCAGGGCACAAUAUUCAUGAGAAAGGAAGACAUCCAGGCCCCAACAAUGUUUCCUUUGUCUGACUCAUCGAUGAAGUAUGUCAGCCUGGUGACUUUGACUGUGCAAAAUGCGCUGCUUGGGCUGUGCACGCGCUACGUUCGCACCAGGCCCGGUGACAUGUUUUUAUCCACUUCUGCUGUACUGAUGGGUGAAUUGGUAAAGCUCUUCACAUGUAUCGCCAUCCUGAUCGUCACGGAGCGCUCACUGGAUCGCGCUUGGUAUGCCAUCAAGACGCAGAUCCUCCAGAACAAGAUAGACACACUGAAGGUUGGCGUACCAAGUCUCAUCUACACCAUUCAGAACAACCUACUGUACAUAGCUGCUUCGAACCUGGAUGCUGCCACCUACCAGGUGACGUACCAGCUGAAGAUCCUGACGACGGCGAUAUUCGCGGUGACGCUGCUGCGCCGCUCGCUGCGGCCGCUUCAGUGGGUGGCGCUGCUGGUGCUCCUGGUCGGUGUGGCGCUCGUGCAGCUGGCCCAGUCUGUGCCGGGAGGAGCCGAGGCGGCCGCCGCCGCCGGACAGAGUCCCCUGCUCGGCUUCUGCGCGGCCCUCGCCGCCUGCUUCCUCUCCGGGUUCGCCGGCAUCUACUUUGAGAAGAUCCUGAAGGGCUCCAAUGUGAGCGUGUGGAUCCGUAACGUGCAGCUGAGCUCUCUGUCGCUGCCGCUGGCCUUGCUGACGGGCCUGCUCACUGACGGGGAAGUGAUCGCUGCCAAGGGUCUGCUCUUCGGAUUCGACGCCUGGGUGUGGUUCGUCGUCAUGCAGAACGCCAUGGGAGGCCUCCUGGUUGCCGUCGUGGUCAAGUACGCCGACAACAUCCUCAAGGGCUUCGCCACCUCUCUGGCCAUCAUCAUCUCAUGCAUCGUGUCCAUCUACUUGUUCGACUUCCAGCUGACGGCGCAGUUCGCGCUGGGCACUGCGCUGGUGCUCCUGGCCGUGUUCAUGUACAGCUACCAGCCGAAGGAAGCCGCGGCUCCGCUCACCACCGUCUCCAGCAAGGUUUGAACACCGGCCAGUCCAAAGACGAACGGAUCAUUCCGUUGAUUCCCAGCCGACGAAACAGACUUCGUCAGCAUAUACAUUUUAUGUGGCAUUAUGAUUCAAGCUCAUUUGUUCUGUCUGAGGCCAUGUUCUUUUUUAUAGUUAGCGCUCAGGUUGUUGGGGUGUAAGGGUGUUUACUUUACUGGCCAACUCUCCUAGUCCGUCCUUGGCCAUUAUUGUGUUUAUAUUUUUCUUCACUGUGUCUGGUGCUGGGAAUGGGUCUGGUAACGCGGCUUGUGCCAGUGAGUGAUGUGCCGUACGUUUUCUGAGACGGUAUUCGAUGUUUCUCCUUCAGAUGGCCUGACUGAGCGUGAGAAGGCGGCUCCUGACCGUGCUGCCGGCUCGGGCCCUAUGAAAGAGCCCAUUUGUAGUGGUUUUCGGCGACGGACGCUUGGCCGCCGAUAGCUGAUAUGCCCUGCGUCCGAUGCGCUACUGACAUAGUGUACUGCUGACGGGUAGCGUGUUGUGGGCACGGGCUGACAACCAAUCCAGGGACACUGUCGACUUAGAGCCCAAAGGUGUGCUUUAAUGACAGGUGAACUAUGAUACGGUCCUUUUGUAGGAUCGUUCUUGUUACUUAAAUUUUAAGACCUAAUUAAGAUAUUGGCCGCACACUUUUUGUUGUCAAUACAAGUUUAUGUGUGAUC